Messenger RNA from Ramularia collo-cygni, 1074 nucleotides. Its product is annotated as related to voltage-gated shaker-like K+ channel, subunit beta/KCNAB. Gene Ontology annotation, cellular component: cytoplasm. The transcript has 7 exons. The coding region runs from base 1 to 1074 and encodes 357 amino acids. The record is from RefSeq and is a predicted model, not a curated record. NCBI's taxonomy places the organism in Eukaryota, Fungi, Ascomycota, Dothideomycetes, Mycosphaerellales, Mycosphaerellaceae.
AUGGCCUCCCUCCUCAACAAAGCAAAAGACGCCCUCCACCUCCCCACCAACAAAAACAAGGAAAUCAGCAUCGCAGGCCAAAAGAUUCAUCAUACGGGUUAUGGAUUGAUGGGAUURACUUGGAGGGCCAAUCCUCCGACACAGGAGCAGGCUUUUGAGGCGAUGAAAACUGCCUUGGACAACGGAGCGAAUUUCUGGAAUGGUGGCGAAUUAUAUGGAAAUGAACAGCGCAACAGUCUCCAUCUCCUAAACGAAUACUUCACAAAAUAUCCCCAAGAUGCAUCCAAAGUCGUAAUCUCAAUCAAAGGCGGCCUAAUAAAAGGCGGCAUGAAACCCGACGGUAGCCCCGACAAUAUCCGUCGUUCAAUUGAAGAAUGUCUUCGAGUUCUAGACGGGAAGAAGUCAUUGGAUAUUUUCGAAGCCGCGAGAGUGGAUCCCAAUACACCUAUUGAGAUUACCAUGCGUACUGCUAAUGAGUAUAUCAAAUCCGGGAAAUUGGGUGGGAUUAGUCUUUCGGAGUGUAGUGCGGACACGAUCCGUCGAGCUGCGAAGGAAGUCGAGAUUUCGGCUGUUGAGGUUGAGUUUUCAUUGUGGGAGAGGACUAUUCUUGAGAAUGGUGUUGCUCAAGCCUGCGCUGAGCUUGACAUCCCCAUCGUUGCGUACAGCCCACUCGGACGCGGUUUCUUGACGGGUCAGAUCAAGAGCAUCUCUGACAUCCCCGAAGACGACAUGCGUCGACACUACCCCCAAUUCCAGCCCGAGAAUUUCGAGCACAACAUCAAAAUGGUACACGAGCUCGAAGCCAUUGCCAACAGGAAGGGUUGCACGCCUGGUCAGAUUGGACUUGCUUGGGUGAGAAGUCAAAGCGGUCGCAACGGUCUCCCAAUUUUCAUUCCCAUCCCUGGAGCGACGACAGCCGAGCGAGUUCGUGAGAAUCUGGUGGAAGUGGAGCUGAGCGAGAAUGACCUCAAGGAGAUUGACAGUCUUCUCGCCAGUCACAAGAUUGUCGGAGACCGAUACCCAGAGCAUGUUGCUGCUCUGAGCUUUGGUAACAGCCCGCCAUUGAAGGAGUAG